Molecule: messenger RNA, 4777 nt
Organism: Brachypodium distachyon (stiff brome)
Lineage: Eukaryota; Viridiplantae; Streptophyta; Magnoliopsida; Poales; Poaceae
Exons: 8
Coding region: 3132-4118 (328 amino acids)
Molecular function (GO): DNA binding
Source: RefSeq, a predicted model, not a curated record
GAUGUACGGUUUUUUUAAUCUUUUUUCACCAACCAAAUGGACAAAAGGGCAACCAAAUCAUGUUUGACACAAAUGCUCACGAGGUCUAGUGGUCUAGGUACGCCCGUGCGCACUGAAUGUCGGGAGGGAGUCGGUCGGGAGUUCGUCUCCCUCCGGCAUCCAAUUUUUCCAUACUGUGUAAUAGAAUUUUAAAAAAAGGUUAAACGGCCUGGCCUGCGGGCUCGAGGCUGAAGCCCAGGGACGGCCCGUUUAAUUCCGUGCCGGGCCGAGCCUGAAACGGGCCAGGCAUGCCGGGCUGACGGGCUUUUUGAGAAAGCCCGGCCCGUUGACCAGCUAUACUUAUGAUCGUAACAUUGGGGCAUCCAACAAACGGGAAUAUGGAACAAUCGGGUAUUGUAUCAACACCUUUUCAAAACACCAACUUGUGGCUAAUAAUAGAGUGAAUUCCAUUUUUUACCCUCUACUUUCUGUUUGGUGACACAAAUUACCUUAUUUAGUGACAAUUCUCUAAUCUUACCCCAUUUAGUGAACAUUUGCCACUUUUUACCCCCAUCUAAUUUCUUUUCCCGUUUUCCCCCAAACAUGACACGUGGGGCCCCCACGUCUGUGGCAGCAAACGAUGAAUGACGCGCCCUUUAGCACCGGCUUGUAGUGUUGCUGCUGCCUCGUCAGAGCCGUGCGCCGCUUCAUCACAUCCGCCGGUGCCGACUUCACCCCUAGCAAUGCCGGUCCGGAGCCAUUGCAGCCAAGCGUCUGUCCUAUUCGACGGAUUGCAACCCAUCCCUCCCACCAUCUAGUAGAAUGGAACCAACACCUCCAUUAGCGUUCAAUGUACACAUCCUCUUGUAGUCUCAAUAUCGAAAUAGCAUCUGGCGGCAUCAUCCUCUCUGGCAUCAGACACCACGCUGCACCAAGAUGCAAGUCAUUCAAUACUGUCAUUGGCUGCUGCGUCGGCAGCUGUGAAAUCUUAAUUAGUAUCAGGACAUUCCAUUUUUAUGCUCAGCUGCAGCCCCCCAAUGCUGGCAUCUCCAAUCAAGCUCAUAUAUGCAUGACGUCUAUGGAGAUGGAUUCAAGAUUGGGGACAGGUUCAAAUCCGAUCUGACCUGUAUAAACUAUAAUGCUGGCUUAACUCGGUUGGUUUGAUGUGUUGACUAGGUUCGACUCAACCCAUGAACACGCCUAGCUCCCGUGCAUUUCACUGGUCGUGUUUAGGGAAAAGGGAAAAAAAAAUGGGGUAAAUGCGGCAAAAGUUUCACUAAAUGGGGUAAAAUUGGAGAAAUGUCACUAAAUGGGGUAAUUUUUGUCACAAAAUGAAAAGUAUGGGGUAAAAAAAUAGAAUUUACUCAAAAUAUUAAGGAUUUUGACAUAAUAAACAUCGAAGUACAUGUAUGCAUUUUACAUGCAUCAAUUGCCGACAUACAUCUUAUCAUGGCUAUGUGUUAAAUAUUUCUUACAUAAUUCUUACUUGGGUCACUUAAAAUGAUUUUUUUGUAUCUAUUAGGAACAAACUAUCACACACAUAUAGUUCAAAUUAGUUCAAAUUUGAAUUACUUUUGAGAAAUCGGUACAAGUUCAUUUAAAUGGAAAAAGGUACACAGGAAGUUAGAACAUUCAAAAUCCUUUAACACUAACAAUGAAAUUCGGUCUACUUUGUGUGAAAAUUGGAUAGGUGGAACUUUGAAUCAUAUUAAUUAUACCUGCUUCAAAAAAAUUCCAAUGUUUUGCAUUUUGAAACAGAGCAUCAUUUUUUAAACCAAAAAAUAUAUUCUAAACCUCUUUGGCAACAUUGUUUGGCAUGACAAGACGAAUCUCUUUGAAAAAAUGGAUACAUUAUCAUGAACUAUGACAUAGAAAUGGCCAAAAUUUUGGUCAUUUGGCUUAAAGCCAUAGAUUUCAAUUCUGGUAUAUCAAAAGUUUGUACUCUACAGAUCAUUUAAAAAAAUUACCAUAGGAUAUUAUUGUUCCACCAUGUUAGCUAAUAAAAAUUAAUACUUCAGCAAAAAGAAUCACAAUUGUUUGAUUUUUUAUGAAUUAGUUAUGAAAUUUUCGAGUUCCAAGGGUCUCAGGUGGAUGUUGGGUACUCGAAAACUGCCACCCAAGUGGGGUGUGGGAGGUCAUCAGUUGUGGUUUUUAGCUAUAAAAAUUGCGACUAUUUAUGAAUUUUACAAAAUUUUACAUGUCUCCAGUGGGAAGGUGUUCAGUGGUUGUUUUUUAAUACAAAACCGCCACUAGAGAACCCUAGAACUUACAAAAUUCAUAAAAAAAUCAAAAAGAAAAUCUGAAUCUUCUUCCUAAGUAAUUCAUUUUUAUGCUAGAGAUUGUGAAACAAUAAUAUAACAUGGUGUUUUAACAAAAGUUAUUUGGAACCAAGAUAGUGAUAUAUGUAAAUAAAUAAAUAAACAAUUGUUGUUUCCUUGAAAUCGCAUGAUAUUAUUGUUCCCAAUGUUAAGCAUUAAUUUAAGAAUUUAGAAAAAACAAUCAUGAUUUUUGAAUUAGUAAUGAUUUUUACAAUUUUCAGUGUUCCUGAGUGGCAGUUUUGUACUCAAGAAUCGUCAUUGGUAUGUCUACCAUUGGAGGCCGGGCGGAGUCCCCUAUGGCGGUUUUCCUAGAACCACCACUGAUGGGGGUAUUCUGUGGCGGUUUUAGGAGAAUCGCCACUGAAGGGUGGUCUUUGGGUUUCUCUAGGGGCUGAAAGCCGCCACUGAAGGAGGUCACGUAUAGCUCAUUCUGUAGUUGUUAAUAAAUCCAUCCCUAUUACAGUUGCCUCAUUCCAAUUUUGACGAACUUUUUCUCGAAAGGGGAUUUUGACGAACUUAAUGUAUACUAUAUUUUGCACAUCAAAUUAGGAUACUCUAUGAUAUAAUGAAUAAAUUUUAUAUUGUACUUGCUGUCAUAUAUUAAAGCAAAUCAUCACGUGUUUGUCCUUUUAUAGGAUAUGCACUCGGUUUCUUUCGAUAACCAGCUGCCAUGGAGAAUGCUAGCUAAGGACCAACUAUUGUCCAUUUGUAACGCCCUUGGAUUAAAUAAAUACAUACGCUCCCUUCUUUCAUUGCCCAACGCUCCAUUUUGGCAUGCUCUUUUAGAUCUAAGAGGAGGGAGAGAAGAGUAUUGUGAGUUUCAAAGUUGUUGGAAUGGGACGGGACCCUCCAAUUGUGUUGUCCUCAGAUUCUGAGGAAGGGGAACCAGUUGAGGUUGAGGAUGUCAAGGGGAAGGUUAAAGAGGUCGAGGAGGACUUCAAGGAGCCCCCAAAAUGGCUUCCCGAUGGCUGGAUCAUGGAGGUCCAACGUGGUGAAGAUGGCUCCUUCUACCAGUAUUACAUCUCUCCCGUGUCAGGUGUCAAAUUAAGGAUGAAGGCAGAGGUCCUGAGUUACCUUUUCUCCGGGAUGGAUGACCGCUUCCUAGAAUCAAAGAAGUGUGCUGCUCGUAAUACGCUUCAUAGCACGCACUUAUGGCUUCCAAAAGGGUGGUUCAUUGAGAUAAGAGCCGGGGGAGAGAAUAUGGAUAAGAUGUUCAAGUUUUAUAUUUAUCCUCCAAUGGAAAUUCGACUAUUUUCAAAAGAAGAUGUACUACUGUAUGUUAAGGAAAUGGUGGUCAGUGCAUGUGAUACUGAAGGACAGUGCGACACAAGCUCUCAAGAUAAUAUUCUUGCACUCGUGGAAUUCAACCCGUCUGUGCUGCUGCCAGAAGGAUGGGUGAAAGAAAUCGUAUAUAGGAAAACAAAGGAAGGAAUAAGAAAAGACCCGUACUUCACGGAUCCUGUCAAUCAUUAUGUCUUUCGUACGCUGAAGGCCGCGAUGACGUACCUUUCAACCGGAAAAAUUACCAAUCGUUCUUUUAUUCAGAAGACUAGUGUCCAUGACCUGUACAAUUUUGACAAGUGUGCUGAUCUGAAUGAGUUCUUACGCAAAAGACUGACAAACAAGACUGGCAAUAACGACCAGACUUCAGACAGAUUUGAGGAUGGCGAAAGCUCUACAGACUUUGGUUCACCAAAGGACCACCAAGAAAGCAUGAAUAAAAGUAAGAAGAUCAAAGAGAAAGAACCAAACUCCGACAAAAUUAUCAAGCGUUCAAGAAAGAAGUCAUCGAGAGGAGCGAAAGCCAAGCAAAUUAAUUGAGACACAAAUGGAAAAGAUCCUGAAUCUGAGCAAGAAGAAGGGAUGGAUAAAACAAACAAGGCAGGGUGUAAAGGAAAAAUCAAAGGAGAGAGCUCUGGAAAUUAAGCAAGGGAUGUCAUAUGGAAUCAGGACACAAAAACAAUGGAAAGCACCAUUCGAAGUGACAAGUAAUAUUUAGCUUGCAUUUGGUAUUGCGAUUUGUUCCAUUUCUCAGAAAAAACUUUUACUUGAUUUUUAAACGGAAGAGAAAGUUGCUCCCAGCCUGCCAUUGAUCAGGUUUGGCAGGGCUUCAUUUUGUGGUGGCUAUGUGCAAUCUUUAUGCCUAGACAGAGAAACUCCAAGAUAUUUCUUUCACUUUUUCUUCUUCCAUGUCAGUUCCAUAUGAGUAAUUUACUCAUGUUCGAAUCAAUCUCCACAGUGGAUAGUAACAUACAUGUGAUGUCAUGCAUUAUGUUACUUAUUAGCUUGUAGACUCAAUUUGCUUUAGUUUGUGUGAUGUUAUAAUGACAUAUCUAAUUACUACAAACAUCUUCUCCUCAUUAAUAACAUGCCGCAUGACCACAUCACCAAUUUUUUUUAGUUGUCACUUAUGUUACCACCUACUCCCUCCGUUCUAAAACACAACUCAUAUAGAUUUGUGCAUUUGGACCAAGACAGCU